Gambusia affinis (western mosquitofish) is the source of this 3316-nucleotide messenger RNA. It is a transcript of the gene engl, whose product is annotated as endoglin, like. The transcript is spliced from 17 exons. The record is from RefSeq and is a predicted model, not a curated record. Bases 310 to 2721 code for a protein of 803 amino acids. Lineage: Eukaryota; Metazoa; Chordata; Actinopteri; Cyprinodontiformes; Poeciliidae.
GCCCUCCCAUCGCCCCCUUAAACGCGUCUUUACGUCCAACUUGCUCCCGUCGAGUUGUCUUUUAGUGCAGCUUCCCUCCCCAGCGGAGCCCAGCUGAGACUGGAGGGUGUCUUUUUGCCUUGUUUAGGAUGUGAAGAAGUGUGUGUGUGUGUGUGUGUGUGUGUGUUUGUGUUUAGUAAACAGCUUCAACCGGCCCUUGGAACAUCAGUCGGCUUUUCCGUCUGUGCAGCGCCGCAGUUUGCCCUAAGAGAAGCUGACUGCCCUCAAUGUAGCGCUGACCACAGAUUGACACCAGCAGCUGAAUCCACAAUGCCAUCACUAACAAAGGUUGGAUUUGAGGUUUUCUGCUUUGUUUUCCUCUUUGAAAGACUGAGAGGUGCAGAGGGGCGGUGUUCUCCGGCUGAUCCAGCCGGAGCGCAGCAUCCUGUUCGGGCUCUGCUGGAGAGGGUUCAGGGGGGCCGGGGCUGCGCCGCCAGGGAGCAGGGCAACAAGGAAACUCAUGUCAUCGCUUUGCAAAGAGCAACCAACAGCCCUGAGAACAUGGUGACGGUGUUCCUGAAGCCUCUGAAUCCACCCAGCGGCCCUCUAAGGGCCCUCCACCUGGUGCUCAGCUCCAUACUUCCAAUCAGCUGGUGGCUGGAGGCUGAACUGCUGCCCCCUGACCUCCCAGUGCUGGUGCAGGUGUCUCCAAACUCCAGCGUCCAGUCACAGACUCUACGCUUGAGCGUUCAAACAGUUGGUUCGCUACCUUUUCGCCUCCACACGCUGCACCGCUGGGCGAUGAAGCACCAUGGCAACCUGUCCUCUCUGGUCCACACGAAGCAGGGCAAUCGAGUUUACAUCCACCUGGGAGAAGAUCCGACCCUUCCUGCUGUGUGCCAGCUUCAGUCCUCCUUCCUGUUUCCUAACUACAUGACCUCUGACCUGCAGCCGCAAACAGUGAAGGGCCGCAGUUGUCCCAGAGAGAGCGAGGCCAGUCCUGAGGUCCAUGUGAUCAGGCUGCGUUCAGCAGGACCCAGGAUCAGAGGUUCUCUGCAGGCCGACGUCACGGUCUCUCUGCUGCCCCCGGUGGCCACUUCAGAACCCCACAAGGUUGUUCUGAUUCUGAGCUGCUCAGUCCCAGUCAACUGGGUGAUUACAGCCCCAGGGGUCAGGGGCCACGUCUCUGUUCACUCCUCCAACAGCGUCUCGUUGCCGUUUCCACCAGAGCCCAACGUAACCAUGUCCAGCAGGCUCUUAUCUGAACCGCCUGCUGGUUCUGAUCCUCUGGUUUGGGCCACUGAGAGCGGCUACACCGACUUUAGGUCGUACACCGAGGCUGAGCUGGCCAAUCGCUUUGUGAUCCAGCUGGCAGAAGGCAGGACAAACCAGGAGAGAUUACCAGUAGUGAACUGCGAUGGCGGUCUCCUCAGUGUGACGGUGGACCAACAAAAACUCAAGAGCUUGUCUUUGCCAGCUGUUGCCAUGACGCUGCGGGACCAGAGAUGCCAGGCCGUGUCGAAUGGGAGCCACUUCCUGUUAGCGCUACCAAUCAUUUUCUGCGGAACUGAGGGGAUUCUGCAGGAACAGCCCAGAGGGGUGCUGUACAAAAACAUGUUGUUGCUAUGGAGUGUCCAGCCGCAGAGCGUCGCUGCACACGGAGAGAACAGGAAGUCCGGACUGUCCUUCAGCGUACAUAUAAGCUGCUUUGCCACCAGCCCCUCAAGAUCUGCUGCUAAUGACGACAACGUGACCCUUCCUCUGAUUGGACGGUUUGCACGGGGGGCACGGCGGGGUCCAGAGUCGGCCCCAGCUCCCCACCAUCUGCCGGUGCCCAUACUCACAUCGGGGCCCGCUCUGCAACUGAGACUCUUCGUCACCGACGGUUACGAGCAGACGUGGACCGGACCGCGUGUCAUCGCCGCCGACCACCGCAUCUUUGUCGAGAUCUCUGCCAAAGCCUCCUUCGCAGAUGUCGUGCAAGUGGAGUCGUGUUUUGUGUCUCCCCAGUCCGACCCUAAGAAAUCUCCCUUCUGGACUGUGGUAAGCGACGGCUGCUCCUCGGAUCCCUCCGUCAGGCUCGGCGCGAAGGCGGGCGGUGACGAGAACGAAGACGCUUACGGCGAAGAGGAGGAAGACGUCGGACGUGACGGGGACGGAAACGGCCACAGUGGGAGAAGAUUCUCGGCGAUAGACAACGGCUCGCCAAACGUGGGCGAUUCAGAAAAAACGCAUCUGUUGAGAUUUAGCUUCAUCCUGCGGCCCGUUUACAACGAGUCCAUGCAGUUCGUCCACUGCAGCCUCCUCCUUUGUCUCUCCGACUCAGCUAGAGUAGAGACCACACAGGAAGCGAAUAGCUGCCAGAGUGGGGUACCGAUCCCCCCACUUGUUCCGGGAUCAUCCAGACAUCAGUGUGAGAUCAGAAACCUCUCCAGGCCCAUGGUGGUCACCCGGCCCAUUAGCUCACUGGUAACCAAACUGGAACCAUCUGCUGGUCAAAGAACAAAGAGUCUGAGUCCAGAGAGCUGCAGGUUUGUGUUGCACGAAGGGCUGCUGAUGGGAAUCGUCUUUGCAGCUUUUCUGGUUGGAGUCAGUUUAAUGGGGGGACUGUGGUGCAUCCACACAUACACAGGGGGAUACCCAGAGUCUUCUAGAAAUGCUCACUUACCAAAUCAGACUCAAGCGGGUUGCAACAACAGGACUCCACCUCUCCUGUCUGAUCAGUCCUCCAGCUCAGUUUAGAGGAUUUCCUCCUGCAAAUCUGAGAGUGGAGAACUGGGACAGGGGUUGCAACAGCUUCUGUGCGUUUUUGUGUGUGAGAACACAGCUGCUUUCUUUCUUGCGUGUGCAGAGCCGUUUUCAUGUGCGCCGAAGUGACAAGAGGCCUCGAAACAUGCAAAUACAGUAGGUCUCAGUCAUGCGCGGCGUUCUGUAAAGUGCUACGGGUUUGAUUCCAAGUGAAAAGUCACCAGUUUGAUGUUGUGGAGCACUUGGCACCAAGUCAUCUUGGAAGAGGAACCCGGUCGGCACAUGAUGAGACCCGCAUCUGGAUUCGACAAAGGAAUAAAAAUGUUGCUAGUGACUCAAACAGAGAGCACACCAUCAACACCUUUGGGUUUGUGUGGUAAAAAAAAAAAGGUGCACUAAAUGAGCUGAGAUGUGUUGGCCCGUUGUUUCAACUCCAAGACCCCAACUUCUGUGUAAUUGUUUUGCUAAAAAGCUAAUUAUGUUCUUUGUUGAAGUCAAAUGCUGUAACGUAAUGCUGGAUGUUACAUUGUUGUAUUUUCUUAAACCAUAAAUAAAUCACGUUUUGGCCUCUCAGGGGCAGCAGAGCAAA